CCUUGGAAGGGAAGGGAAGCCAAUCACCAUCAACUUUGAUUAAACUCGCAGUUCGUUGGGACAUCGCCAUAAUUACAGCAGACCAUUUGAUCUCCACAAGCAUUAAACCUUAAGCAAGCAUCAACGAUAUAGCGUCAGCAACGUCCUCUUCCUAUAAAUUCUGAGCAACAGGGGAGAUGGAGAAAUAGAGCCAGCCAUGGAGAUCAUGGAAAAGAUUGGAACGAUCCAAGGCCUCGGGGGAGAAGCCAUGUACUGCGUCAUCGUCGCGUGGCUCUCAAUCGUCUCCUGGAUCAUAUUCUCCUGCGUCGUCGACGACGAUGACUCCAGACGCCGGCCCCGGAAGCGCCGGCAGUGACUGCGGCGAGGCCUGCAAAGUGUGCGAAGCACGUAACUAAAAGCUCGCCCCUGUUUAAAUGCUUUAUAUAUAGCGAAUACUACAAUUUGCUAAUUUUAAUCUGUAAUCAUGGCGAGAACGAUAGGAGCUCUUCUUCUGGAAAAAAAAAAUACAAUUGCGAACUGGUCAGAUGAUUGUUAAAAGCUAUACUGUAAAAAUAGAAUGUUCUUUUAUUAGCUCUCGCGAACGAUCAUGGCUUCCUCUGUUCCCCGACUUGUGCGGCCCCAGAAGCCCCCUCCUCUUCUAUUCCCAUUCCUCCAUUUCUCUCGUGGCCUCCCCAUCUAUCUCUUCCUUUCUCCCUCCGUCUGGCGAUAGGAAUUGAAGAGAUGGGUUUCAUUCGGAAGGUUUCCCUCCCCGCUGUUCUUCUCGUCGUCGUAGCGCGAAUAUCAGUGGCCGCUUCUGCCUUCAUCUCAGAUAAUGCUCUCGAAUCGCGUGGCUCAGCGGGGAGAAGUUUGCUUCAGGCUCAAUCGAGUUGCCCUAUCGACUUCGAAAACCUGAACUACACGGUGAUCACCAGCCAGUGCAAGGGGCCAAAGUACCCUGCCAAGCUCUGCUGCGCUGCUUUCAAGGAAUUCGCGUGCCCUUACGCUGAUCGGUUGAACGACGGCACGAAUGACUGCGCCACGACCAUGUUCAGUUAUAUUAACCUCUACGGGAAGUACCCUCCAGGCCUUUUUGCCAGUGAGUGUCGCGAAGGAGAUGAAGGUCUCGCUUGCGAUGCUCUUCCACCGGCUUCGGACAAUGCGGAUGCUCAAAGCUUAUUCUCCCUUCUUCAGCAAGACACAUCGAUGGUGAACAUGAAAAACCGGAUCUACCAGAUGCUUCUUCCGCGAGUAUCAUUCGUGGAGGUGGAGAGCUUGAGGAACCACGCAAUCUUUUUGGGAAAUAUACAGUCGAUAUGUUUACUGGUUGAGAAUACGGGAUGCAAAGAGAACUGCAUAUACUUCAAUCAACCUGGUGAUGAAAUUGCAUGGCCUGUGUUUGAUUUGGGGAGCAAAAGCAUCACUGAUGGUCCUGUUCUUAGCUCGAAGGCUGUUUUUAGGUCUCUUUUCUGA
Molecule: messenger RNA, 1449 nt
Organism: Zingiber officinale
Lineage: Eukaryota; Viridiplantae; Streptophyta; Magnoliopsida; Zingiberales; Zingiberaceae
Product: GPI-anchored protein LLG2-like
Exons: 3
Coding region: 721-1449 (242 amino acids)
Source: RefSeq, a predicted model, not a curated record